AUGUUGGAACACUCACUGGACGACAUCGAGAAUUGGUUGACAUUAAUAGUAAAAUCCUUCGAUGCCACCGCCUACGCUCCGCAAAUCGGAUGCAAGGAGGAAGAGAAGGUUAUGUUCUGGCAGGAGCUUGACGAUUACAUCACAUUCAUACCACAAGAUGAGAUACUCCCGCUCGGAGCAGAACUGAAGGGUUAUGUAGGGGAGAAAAGAAAUGAUGGUGUGGCGUUGAUGGCAGAAAACAGAAAAGAACUUGAAGAAGAAACACAGAGAUGGAAGGAUCAAUUAGGAUCUUACGGCUUGAAGCUCAACACAAAGAAGACAGAAUAUAUGGAAGUGGGAGGUAAAACUUCAGAAACAUAUACAUCGAUGAGAAGCCAAUCAAGAAAUCGAGUACCUUUAAGUACCUAGAA
Molecule: messenger RNA, 410 nt
Organism: Strongylus vulgaris
Lineage: Eukaryota; Metazoa; Nematoda; Chromadorea; Rhabditida; Strongylidae
Source: the annotation of a GenBank genome assembly